GUUUCACUGUGUUUAAUGAAGUCGGUGCGUGGUAAAAUAUACUAAUAUUAUCUUUUAAAAAUGGCUUCCGAGGAUUCUAGUGCAAAUACUUUAAAAUUAUUUACGCAUGCGGAAGUCGCAUUAAACAAUACUGCCGAUAAGCUUUGGACAAUAAUUCAUCAUAAUGUAUAUGAUCUCACAGAUUUUCUAGUUAAGCAUCCUGGUGGUAUUGAAUUACUUUUAGAUCAAGGUGGAAGAGAUGCUACAGAGCCAUUUGAAGAUGUUGGACACUCUACAGAUGCAAGAAAAAUGAUGGAACCAUAUAAAAUAGGAGAAAUUGUUGAAGAAGAAAGAAAACAAUCGAACGCGAAAGGGUCUCCGGAUCCAUUGACCGAUUCCAAAAAUCAGGAUUCCAGUGACUCUUGGAGAUCCUGGGUGAUUCCGAUAGCAUUGGGAAUACUAGCAACGCUUGUUUACCGCUACGUGAUCAACACACACUAACAAGAAGAAAAUUCUAAAUGAAUUUGAUUUUAUUAGCAUCAUUUGAUGCUACUUAACAGUAUUCUUACAAAUCAUGUAUAGAAAAUGUGUUAAUUAUUAUUCUAAAUUUUACAAUUGCAGUUAGUAUAUAUAAUGAUUAUA
Ceratosolen solmsi marchali is the source of this 621-nucleotide messenger RNA. It is a transcript of the gene Cyt-b5, whose product is annotated as Cytochrome b5. Lineage: Eukaryota; Metazoa; Arthropoda; Insecta; Hymenoptera; Agaonidae. Gene Ontology annotation, molecular function: heme binding. The coding region runs from base 61 to 480 and encodes 139 amino acids. The transcript has 4 exons. Gene Ontology annotation, cellular component: intracellular membrane-bounded organelle; membrane. The record is from RefSeq and is a predicted model, not a curated record.